GAACUGGAUGUUCAUUUGAAGUCCAAGAUUUGGAACUGGAAAUAGCUUAUCUGAGCAUCCACACCACACAGAGCAGAAAAAAUGCCUCAACUCGACAUUAAACUUCUGGAAGAGAAUACCCGAUUUUGGGAAAAUCGUUAUCGGAACAAUAACAUACAGUGGCAUAUUGACGACGUGAAUCCAAUGCUGUUCAAACACUUGAAGACGUUGAUUCCAUCAGUCACUGGAGAGGUUGGAGAGGGUUCGAAAGCAGAUUCCAACCCAAAAAAGAUUUUCAUUCCCCUCUGUGGAAAAACUAAGGACAUUCCGUUUCUCUUGAGCCUUGGUCACGAAGUUUUUGGCGUGGAGUCCUUUUCCGCUGCCAUCGAGGAACUCAACUACGACCACAAUCUUGAACUAAAGUUUGACCAGCAAAAGUCUCUUUAUGAGAGCGAGGAUGGGCGACUCAAGAUUUACUGUGGAGAUUUCUUUACCUGUCCCAUUGAAGAUUUUGAACCCUUCGAUUGUAUUUGGGACCGAGGUUCGUUCAUCGCCGUCGACUAUCAUUUUCGUGAAGCGUAUGUGGAAAUGAUGAAGCGUGCUGUGGCUUUAGGAACGGGACACAAGUUCAGAUAUUUGCUUCAAACUGUAAGAUAUGAUAAGACGGUUUAUCCUGGUCCACCGAGGUGUGUUGACCCAGAUGACAUUGAAAAGUUUUUAGAACCUUGGGCUUCAGUUCAGCAAUUGGACAGGUAUCCAGUUUCGGACGACUCACCGAUGAGAAUGACGGCAGGAGAUGUCGGGGAUCUCGAUGAAAUUGCACUGUUCCUCACAAAUAAAAAUUAACACCUUCCUUGAACGCCUUAUGGUCACUACGAAUAUAAAAUUUGAAUUUUCUUAACAAC
Folsomia candida is the source of this 884-nucleotide messenger RNA. RefSeq names its product thiopurine S-methyltransferase. The record is from RefSeq and is a predicted model, not a curated record. Gene Ontology annotation, molecular function: thiopurine S-methyltransferase activity. The transcript has 3 exons. NCBI's taxonomy places the organism in Eukaryota, Metazoa, Arthropoda, Collembola, Entomobryomorpha, Isotomidae. The coding region runs from base 82 to 825 and encodes 247 amino acids.